This is a messenger RNA of Anthostomella pinea, 213 nucleotides long. The record is from the annotation of a GenBank genome assembly. NCBI's taxonomy places the organism in Eukaryota, Fungi, Ascomycota, Sordariomycetes, Xylariales, Xylariaceae.
AUGCCUCUCAAGCAAGACACCACAGCCCUAGACGACCCCUUCGAGAAGGCCGAGGCCAAGAAAGAAACCGGCGCCUCCGCGCCCGACGGCAUGGUCGGCGAAAAGGAGUUAGACGCCGCGCUCGGCGACGAAGGCGACGAUGACAUCGAUGUCAAGAAGACUACGGCGCAGGAUGAUCCGCUGGAGGAGGCCGAGGCGAAGAAGGUGUCUUGA